Molecule: messenger RNA, 4050 nt
Organism: Adelges cooleyi (spruce gall adelgid)
Lineage: Eukaryota; Metazoa; Arthropoda; Insecta; Hemiptera; Adelgidae
Exons: 13
Coding region: 319-3879 (1186 amino acids)
Source: RefSeq, a predicted model, not a curated record
CAUGAGCAUUAAGAUUUAAGCAUAACACUGCGGCCCGUAUUGAGCAGCUGACGUUUGUAUAUGAGAAAGUUAAGAACGUUCGGUUCGAUUUCAAAUCGCGCAUUAGAUACCGCAAACGUUUUUUUUUUUUAUGAUUGCUCAGUGAUUCACAUGUUAGGCUUACAUCUCAUUUGUUUGCGAGGUACACGGUAUUAUUAGUUUUUAUUUGUACAAUAUUUUUAGCUGUUUUUCAUACCGUUCCGACUAGCUCGCGAGUUAAGAACACGUGUGCUCCGGCCUUUCUGUCAUGCGACAAGCACAGUGAAUCAAGUGCCAGUGAUGAAUUCGGUAAAAGCUACCUCAAAAAGAUUUGCCAACAGGAAGUUUUACGCUCUCCCCGACGAUUAUGUCAAAGCGUCUAAACCUUUGCAUAAAUCUGCUGAUCCUGCAAAGCUUUUAAAGUACGUAGAUGAAAAUGUCAUUGGAAAGAAUUCUACGUUCUCUGGACCUUUUGGAAGGAGAAAAGUUGUGUAUUGCGAUUACGCUGCAUCCGGCAAAUCGCUCCAUUUCAUCGAGGACUACAUACUAAAAGAAGUAUUGCCCGUCUACGGUAAUACGCAUACCACCACCAACGUCACUUCGCUCCAGUCCACCCUUUACAGACACGAAUCCCGGGACAUAGUGCGAAAUGCUGUACACGCUUCCGAAGACGAUGCUGUCAUAUUCGUGGGUAGCGGCUGCACGGGAGCCGUUCACAAGCUGAUCCACGCUUUGGAUUUCGCAUCCGAAGAAGUAGCACCCGUUGUUCUGGUCGGUCCGUAUGAACACCAUUCGAACCUGCUUCCUUGGAGGGAAAUCGGCGCUACGAUCGUCCGAGUGGCCGAAACCAAAGAAGGAUUUAUCGAUCUCGUCGAUCUCGAAAACAAGCUCCGGCUGUACCAGUCAAUCAGCCCGGCAGCCCAACUGAUCGGUUGCUUCUCGGCCGCUUCCAACAUUACCGGUAUCCUAGCCGACGACAUCGCUACCACGUUGAUCUUGCACCAGUACGGCGCUUUGGCAUUUUGGGAUUAUGCGACCGCAGCCCCUUGCGUGGUCUUGGACAUGAACCCUCUGUUUCCGGCCAACGACCAAGCUGUGUACAAGGACGCCAUAUUUUUUUCCGGUCACAAAUUCGUCGGCGGCAUACAGACUCCAGGCGUUUUGAUAGCCAAGAAAAAACUGUUUAAAAAUAAAGUGCCGAAUGGGGGCGGCGGAGGAUCCGUGUUUUUCGUUUCCAGGAAAGACCACAGGUACUUAAAGGACACGGAAAUGAGAGAAGAAGGAGGCACAGGAGCAAUUGUAGAGUCCGUCCGGAUGGGAUUGGCAAUACAACUGAAACAGAAUAUCGGCGUGCCCUACAUUAUGGCCAGAGAAGAAAAGAUUACAAAAACGGUGUUGUCGUUUCUCAAUACCAUGCCAGAAAUAAAUGUGCUGGGAAAUUGCUCUCAGACUGUCAAAAGGUUACCGAUAUUUUCCAUAUUAGUCCGACAUCCACGUGGGGCAUAUCUUCAUCAUAAUUUUGUUUGUGCAAUUCUCAAUGAUGUCUUUGGAGUACAAGCACGUGGAGGCUGUGCAUGUGCAGGGCCUUAUGCCCAAGACUUGUUGGGAAUAGAUGAAUCUCUGGCCAACGAAUAUGAAAACAUGUUACUAGAGGACAAUAGACUUGACCGCCACCAUUUACGGAGACACGAGGAACACUCUUCAUUUGAAAUGCUUCGACCCGGAUUCGCUCGUGUAUCGUUUCCGUUCUUCAUGUCUGAUAACGAAGUAUCCUUUGUGCUCGAAGCCAUAAAAAUGGUGGCCACGGAAGGAUGGAAACUAUUGCCUCAAUACACGUUAAAUCCCGAAACCGGAGAAUGGAAACACCAUACAAACAAUGUGUUCAGAGAUAGAAAAUGGUUAGGCUCCAUUCGAUACACUGACGGUAAAAUGGUCGUACCAGAACGUAAAAAUUCUAUGCAAAACACGUGCCCAGCGGACUACUCUGAAUGUCUGAAGACUGCUAGAAAUACAUUCAACAAAGCAAGAAAGAUGGCAAAGAGGUUUCCACUGCCCGAUCAAAGGAGUAUGUUUACAGAAGACGCUGAGAAGCUGCGUUGGUUUAUGCUACCGAGUGAAGCUCAAGAUUUACUAUUAGGACAGUCUUCCAGACAUGUCAGACAAAGCGUACCUUUUACUCCAGCAAUUUACUGCGGGUCUCCGAGGACUUCAGAAUCUUCUCCCGCUUCCACUCCCAAUGCUUCUCUGGCCAGAUACAACAGUCUGUCUGCACUUGACAAUAGUUUAUCUGCCCGCGUAAGGUCUUCAAGUGGUAGUUCGGACAUGUUGGUGACCAAUAAACACUUGAGUCCUGUAGAAUUAGUUUCUCAGAGAGAACGGUGCUACAGUUUGGGAUCUAAUCCACCUUCAAAUUUCAAAAGGCUUCGUGAAAGACAGUGUUCGUGUAGUAGCCAAACUGAAUUAAGUGAUUCGGACUCGCGGGUUUCCAAUGGAGACCAAAGCACACCCGGCAGUGACAUUCAGGCCUAUGUACAGGAGAUGACCAAAGAAUUUGUGACUGAAAUCAAAUCCGAACUGCGCGGAGUCAUUGCCACUGUUGAUAAUGCGCUGUCGGAGAGUUCAGAAAGUCUUAAUGUUGUAGAAAAACGUUCUAGCUUACCGAAAGUCUUUAAAAAUGUGAUGCCUCGAAAUAACUCUGUACCGGUCAUAACCACGACACCGUGUCAAAACGGUAUCGAAGAACAAGUAAUUUUCCGUUUGUCUGAGUUUGCAUCAGAGAUGAAAACUGAAAUACACGAUAUGGUUAGCUCGGUGUUAGCUUCAUCCUCUUCAUUGUCCGACGAGAAUACUGAUACUAUAAUGGGAAAAGAAUCGGACUCGGAGAGCGAUAAAGAGAACAAUCUGAAGCAUCCGAAUCUGAGUUCGACCGAUAGUGGUAUCAAUGUUAAGACUGAAUCGCAAAACCGUAAUGUGAAAAAAUAUAAAACAGAAUGCAUAGUAAAAAUGAACUGUCAGAAGAGUGUUGAUUUUUCUGUAGCUAGGUGGCAUUGUCCCCCUAAACCCAUAUGGAAACCAACAAUUGAAGCUAUUCGAGAAUUCCAAAUGAUCCAAGAUGGAGAUAGUAUUAUGGUAUGUCUGUCUGGUGGAAAAGAUUCAUUGUCUUUACUUCAUACACUUCAUCAAUACCAAUAUUAUGCUUCUUCAAAAGGAAUACAUUUUACAUUGGGUGCUGCGACCGUUGAUCCCGGUAGCACAUCUUACAACCCCAAACCACUCGUCCCGUACUUAGAUGCACUAGGAGUUCAUUUUUUAUAUGAAGAACAACAAAUUCUAGAACAAGCAUCUUCUGCCGAAUGCACUUCCAUAUGUAGUUUUUGUAGUCGUAUGAAACGAGGUCGGCUUUAUGCUGCGGCUAGAGCAAAUGGAUAUAAUGUAUUAGCUCUUGGCCAACACUUGGAUGACAUUGCCGAAAGUUUUUUAAUGUCAACGUUUCACAAUGGACGUUUGAGAUCAAUGAAAGCACAUUACGCUAUUAAAGAACGAGACCUGCGAGUAAUUAGGCCAUUUGUUUAUGUCAGAGAAAAGUUACUACGGGAAUUUGCUGAAUCCAGAAAGCUUCCUGUAAUAGCAGAAAAUUGUCCUGCGUGUUUCGAAGCUCCUAAGGAGCGUCAUCGUACAAAACAACUUCUUGCUCAACAAGAAAUAUUGUUCCCGAAAUUGUUCGCCUCACUACGAUCAGCUCUGAGACCAUUAAUUAGUUUCCGUCAAACAGGUGAAGAGACCAAAGCGUAUCACCUAAUGACAUGUCGUCCAGACAAUCAAAGCGAACAAGAUUCUGAAGAAGAACCAGCCCCAUUCUAGCUGCCAAACAAAAUAACAUAAACAAAUUUAUUAUUAUUAUUAUUAUUAUAACAAAACCAAAACAAUUUGAUUAUGCUUGUUAUGAUUUGUAUGAUUAUUUAUUUUACAAACAUGUGAAAUUUUUCCUAUAACUUGUAUUUUGAAUAUAAUAUUAAUAUUUCCUCUUUUUAA